UCAGCCAGUCACCGCUCAGACAACGCACGGGCAACAUUCGCGACGCGCGCACGCGAAUUAUUUUCCCGCGAUUUAUUUAAAUAUAGAAAUAUAAUUACACUUUCCAUUCCCGCUUUCCUGUAUGCGAAUUAAAGUACAAAUAUGCCUAAAAAGAAAUAGCUAAAUAGUAUUGUUAAUUGUUCUAUUAUUAAUCGCGAGUUUACCAGAACAUGUGCUAAACUGUGAAAUCGUACUGAUGACUUUGCGGCUCCUGUAAAUAGUGUCGUUUUCGAUAAUAGAAUCUGUGAUAAUUGUUGUGAAACAUUUUUAGUCGGUGUUGUUAAACAUUUUAUUUCACUGUGCAUAGUUUCGUGUAAUUUUAUUACGCGAAACGUUACAAUAAACGGUCUUUAUGAUAGGUCCAUAUAUGAAGUGUCAACAUUUUUAUCCCAAACAUUAUGAUUUACAAAUGGAUAUUAUGAUAAGAGUGAAGUGUUGUCAAGAAACUAAAAAUCCAAAGUGACAAAGUGGAGUGGUGUCUGUUCUGUUGCGUUCCGUUGUUUUUAUCCUUUACUUUUAAACCUACCCUCAAAAUGUCAGACAAGACAUCAUCAUCUGUUGGCCCUAGAAGUUUCGAGACAAUCUCUGAGGAGGAUGGCGAGUCGCCGUGGGAAAAAUUAUUGGGAGAUGUGAAUAGCGCUGUUCCAACGAUAAUUAAAACAAAUGCAUCGAGUGCAACGAUUUCGAGAAGCGGAGAUGAAGUUGCCGUUCCUUCCGUUGAUCUUGAAGCGAAUAAAUUGACCCGAUCCAAGAGCCUUAAUCAACGCAGAAAUAGCAGUGGUCUCCUUAGCUCAAUUCCUCGGCAACUACGACUUUCCCUUCGAGGCGUGCGUAGUGAACCUUCCAGUGUCAAAGACAUUCCAACAACCAGAAAUGAUAGUGCCCUCAACCUUCUUCUUAGAUACCGCAAUGCCCGUUAUGCGGCGAGACGUGUUAGAAAGCGCGUGAUCUUUAAGCAUGGGGACUGCAACGUCGUUCAAUGGAACGUAGCGAAACGCAGGCGCCGAUACCUUCAGGACAUCUUCACGACCCUCGUGGACGCACAAUGGCGCUGGACGCUACUGGUGUUCGCUCUCUCAUUCAUCCUCUCUUGGCUCCUCUUUGCCCUUAUUUGGUGGUUAAUCAUCUUCACCCACGGUGACCUCAAUCCCCCUACAAAUAGCUCCGAAGUUUUCAUUCCUUGUCUAAAUAACGUGAAUUCCUUUACUGGCUGCUUCCUCUUCUCAGUAGAAACACAACACACUAUUGGAUACGGUUCCCGGACGACGAAUGAGGAAUGCCCUGAAGCGAUUUUUGUUAUGUGCCUACAGAGCAUCGUUGGCGUUUUCAUUCAAGCUUUCAUGGUGGGUCUAAUAUUCGCAAAGCUGGCGCGGGCCAAAAAGAGAAACACGACGCUCCUCUUUUCAAGGAACGCGGUGAUAUGUCUUAGAGAUGGAGAGUAUUGCCUCCUGUUUAGAGUCGGAGAUAUUCGGAAAUCACAUAUUUUGGAAGCGCAUGUUCGUGCCCAGCUAAUUCGGAAAAAGAUCACAAGAGAAGGCGAGAUGCUGCCAUUCUACCAGCAGGAGUUGAAGGUGGGAGCUGACGGCGAGGAAGACAGGCUGAUGUUCAUCUGGCCUAUGACCAUAGUGCACAAGAUCAAUGAGAAGUCACCUCUAUAUAACCUUUCUGCUUCCGACAUGUUGAGAGAAAGAUUCGAAAUAGUAGUCAUGUUAGAGGGAGUCAUCGAAUCAACUGGUAUGACAACGCAGGCUCGAAGCAGUUACCUACCGUCGGAGAUCCAGUGGGGACAUCGUUUUGAAACGAUGGUAUCAUUCCGAAAAGACACAGGAGAAUAUGAGGUUGAUUACACGAGGUUUAACAACACGUACGAAGUUGAUACUCCGCUAUGUUCCGCUAAGCAACUCGACGAGCUGCGGGCCACGGUUUCUACUUCGCAGAAAUUAGAUCGUAUGCUAGGCACAAUACCAAAGACCUUCUCGAACGACACACUAGAUAUGAGUUCCGUGGACUCGAUGUCCUUGGACGAACACAUCGAAAUCAAAAUACCAGAAGCAAGAGUUAGAGAGAACAGGCUGAUGGCUCAGAAUAACUUCGUACAGCACGUCAACGAGAAGACCAGGUACAGUCACACACACCUGGCGGUGGAGAACGGUCACGAAAACUUCAUCAAAAAUAACACAGUAGUCGGCAUGACUGAUAGCAAAGAACAUCACAUGCAUAGAAGCCACAGCCAUGCGAGCAUGAAGAGGGUCCACGGGCUGACUCCAAAUGGCAUUAACCAUAUUAACGGCAAUGACCAGAAAAUUGAACAAAAUAAAAUUAAAAAAUCCCCCAGCGACAACCACAUAGCAGAUCAGACUCCGAUUAUACCCAUCCUCGUGACGUCAGCCGACACCGACGCUUGACCCAGAGACAACCCGAAAAUGAGAACACACGUCAGGUUCAGAGAAGUUGAAGUAGACAUGGUAUCGGAUACAAUACGGAUAUGUGUUAACCAUAGACAAGAAUUAAAUUAAAAAUAAAUAUAGUUAAAGUGUAAUUUUAAAUAGGAUGCAGUUGAUUUAAUAAAAUGUACGUUUUUGGGGAUGUUACAUUUAUUAGGAAUUUUAUUAUGAGAUGAGUGAAUAGGAAAGAAAAUGAUGAUAAAACAUUGUUCACAAAUGGUGCUUAUAGUGUGUUCGAAAUAAGAAUCAAUGAAAAAAAACUCUGUGCCAACAACUAUGUGCUUGUGCAUAGAGAAACUUUGUGAUAUCUAAAGUAUUAUUAAAAGUACUACAAAUAUUUUUAUAAUAGUCUUAAAAAACAUUAAGGAUUCGAAUUAAAUCAAAGUAUCUCUUCGCAAACUCUUUUGCAUCGUCAUUAUAUUACAUUACGUUUGUAUAAGACAUAAAUAAAAAAAAAAAAAAACAAAAACACUUACGACUAUUCGGAGUCUCGUUCUUUAAAUAUCUCAACGUUAUAAUUAUAAAUAGAUUUCUAUGAACACUAUUAUCUCCUCUUAGAUAUUAAAAUUCAAUUCAUAUAAAAAAUUUUACUAAUCGAAAUUAUUUCUUGAAUUUUUUGUUGUGAUCCAUUUUUAAAAUAAACGAAUUUAUCUGAUCCAAAAGUAAUUCCACGACAUUAUUGAGAUUAAAAAAAUAUAGCGUACAACGGAUUGUUUACAACAGAUUUAGAACCAAUAACUUCAAAAUGUUAUAUGUAUUUAGUUUGCUCAAAUGUGGUUGGAGUGCAUAAAUAUUAUUUUGUAUACUAUUUAUUUCAUAAUAUAAUAGUCCAAUAAUAAUUAGAACUCGCACACGUUACAACUUAAAUGUUGGCAGCACACUGCCAAUAUAUACAAUUUUACUUUUACUUUUUAAUUUUGACCAGUAAGGUCAAUAUUCUGUUUAUUAAACAUAAAAACGUCUGAAACGACUUCGGAAAUUAUUUAAAAUGAUUUUUACUAUUUUGGCUUAAUGCCAAAAAUAUAGAAAAAAACUUUUGUGAGAAAUAACGUUCAAUUACAUUUUUCAUUAAGAGGCGGCCUUAGCCCAGCAGUGGGACAUUCAUUAAUUUAGUUAAUUCAUCAAUAUUUUUUUUACACUGGCAUUUCUAGAAGUGUAGACUUUACACCGUCAAUACGCUGCGAACCACGAGGCUUGAUAUGUUAUGUUCCAAAUGCCUGUCAUAGCACUGACUCACUUCAUCAUUCAAACCGAAUAGCCAUAUAUAGCUGCUUGGCGGUUAAAAAAAUGGUAUGUGGGUGGCAAUCACUAGACUUGUGGGGGCCACAAGUAAAAACCUUUAAGAUUAUCAUUUUUACAUGUCCAUUCAUAAAUGAAAUGACUCAAUAAUAGAAAAGUGGAAAAUAUAACUGAUUAAAAACCGCUAGGGUUUUUAAAUAUUUAUUAUCUGUAGGCUUGAGGAAACUUAUAUAUGUUUUAAAAAACUUCUUUGCAAUUUAAACCCUUAAAUUAUUUUUAACAGGAGUUAAGGGAUUUAAGGAGUUAUGUUAAAAAUAUUAAUAAAAGGUGUGUCUAUGCGAUAUGUCAUAAAAGUGCCUUAUAAAAAUAUUACGUAUUAUUAAAACAUCCGGAUUUGCAGGAACAAAGGAACAAAAAAAUAACACUCCUUUUAUUAAUUCCAUCAUUCACGGCCACGUCACGUGAUGUAAUUUUUACCAAUUACAUAUGCUUAAACGACAUUUUAAUAUAAAUUUUAAAGACAUUCUCUAAGUUUUUUUUAGUUAGUGUUUUCUUUUUACAACUUCAUCAGCACACAUUCAUACCUCGUCUACUUCAACGGAACGAAACUACAAAGAAACAGGGUUGUACGUGACCAAGUAUUUGCUUAGAUCGUACUAGUGAAAUUAAAACUUCAUAACUUUUUAGUGUAUAAGAUUUAAAAAAAAAAUAGAUUUAAUUUUUUUUUCUAUCAAAAGUCAAACUACAGAUAGAAAAUUUUCCAUUUUAAAAUUCAAUGUCGCAUUAAGUCCGAAUUGAAUGACCGUGACUUAAUCGAAUUUCCUAUUUAAAAACGGCCCCUGUUACAAAUAUAAUUAACAAUAUGUACAAGUAUAAUUAACAGUAUAUACAAGUUCGUAAUACAUUUUAAACAAAUCGGAAAUUACAUCAUAAAAUUUUAAAAAUCGAAUCAAAAUAUUAAUUUGUAUCGAUUUAAUCGAAUGUACAAAUAUUUAUAGUCGCUUGAUUUUAAUGCCAUGAAUAAAAGUAUUUUAAAUUUGCGCGUUCCUUUUUUAGUCAUAUUAAGUACUUAUUUAUGAAUAGCCAAUUAUAAUUAGGUGAAUUUUCUUUCUCAGUGUAUAUCAAUAUACUUUUUUUAUAUUUAACUAAUUUAUAUGAAUAAGUGUUAGUUAAACUAAUACUAUAGAAAUAUGUAUCAAAAUUAAAUCACUUCAAUGGAUAAGAUUUUAUUAUUUCAUUGUAGGUUUAGUGAUUUAUAUAUAUUUAAUACAAUUUCUUCCGCGAAAUAAUGAUAUAAUACAUUUUUCAAAAUAUUUUGCUCAUAUCUCAACUACAUAAAUAAGAAUGUAGAUUUUUAUUAAUAAAUAAAUGUACUUUCCAGACAAUUUUCAAUUAAAACAUUUAAAUGGCUAUAAUAGUAAUAUGCAUAGCCGUUAAAAUAAUUUUCAAAAUCAGGGGCCUUACAGGGUGCUGGCGCCUCCAAGUACGUAGUUGUAUUAAAAGCUUUUAUGUCACUCAUAAAUUAUGUAUAUUAGACAUAUAAUAAAACAUGUAUUUAUAAAUA
Messenger RNA from Nymphalis io (European peacock), 5286 nucleotides. RefSeq names its product G protein-activated inward rectifier potassium channel 3-like. Lineage: Eukaryota; Metazoa; Arthropoda; Insecta; Lepidoptera; Nymphalidae. Gene Ontology annotation, cellular component: plasma membrane. The record is from RefSeq and is a predicted model, not a curated record. Gene Ontology annotation, biological process: regulation of monoatomic ion transmembrane transport; potassium ion import across plasma membrane. Bases 573 to 2444 code for a protein of 623 amino acids. The transcript is spliced from 9 exons. Gene Ontology annotation, molecular function: inward rectifier potassium channel activity.